AUGGCCUCACAUUCAUUUCGGGCUUCUUUGGGUCGAAUGGAUAAUGUUCAAUGUCCAAGUGAUUCCAUGAGGGGAUACUUGGUGGAUUUAGAGACAUUGCAUGCCAUGACAUUUCCAAAAGCUGAUGUGGCAGGGUUGGACAAAGUUAACCAAACAAGAUUCGAUUUUGGAUUCAGUAACAAAAGGCUUUUGUUUGCAGCAAAUUGGACCAUGGAACAGGCUACUGAAAGUGACCUUAAGUUGUAUCUUCUAUGGUUCGGGUGGUUAGGUGAUCAUUUAAACAGACAUUGUUCAUUCUUUUCUUCUUUCCUGAAACUUCUGGAAAAAGAAUUGGAUCAUUCUAUUUGGACCUGCAUUAGAACAUCUCAUGGAGCACAAUCAUCACCAAUGCUUUCACUGGAUUUUGGAAAAUCAACUCCAUCAGAAUCAGAGUCUAAUAGCCGAAAUCUUACUAAUGCGGUGAAGUGUGUUGGGUUGUUUGAGGAAAGAAUUCUUGAUAUGCUUGUUGGGUCUCCUUUCUUUGAUGUGGUUUUUGUACUUUAUAAAGAGCUCAUUAAUGAUCACUUAUCUGCUUGGAAUGGGUUAGUUUCGUCUCAGUAUGACUGCAUGUUAAUUUCAUGGAGGUCUUUGGUGAAAGAUGCUAAAAAGCUGAAGGAGUUUUGUGCAAAUGAAGUGGAAAAUUUUCUGGAUGAAAUGAAGAACUUGGAAAGAGUUCUUUCUUGGUCUUUGAGUUCACAGAGGUCAUUGCUGUGGGCAUAUGGUGGUCAUCCGUCUUCACCUUCUUCUGUUGAGAUAUAUAGAAAGCAACAACAGCUUGUCAAUCUUUGUCAUUCAAUUUGGACAAAAAACAUCAACUUGCAGGAAUCAGCCCAUAAAGGCUAUAUUGAGGCUGCUGUUGCUACCAAUCCUGAACUACGCUUUCUUGCCAUGCAAGGUGUUUGCAUGUCUGCAUUUAUCAUGAGCAAAGUAGAUGAAGACGACCAUGAUGUUUUAAAUCAGUUGGAGGAGAUGUAUCAGGUUCUUUCGAGUAAGUUCCAUUACGAAAAGGACAAGUUGGAAAGGAAUGCUGGGACUAAUGACAUAGCUUCUCUUUUUGGUGCUCUAUCUAGUUGUUGCACAAUGAACCCUGACAUGUUAUGCCUACCUUCUGGCUUCAACUGUUGGCUUGAUACUCUGCCUUUAAAUGAUAACAAUAGUUUUGGUCUUGAUAUGAGGCUUCUUCAAGAGCUUUCCAAUAUCAUCACUCUUGAUGGGAAGGAACUGGAAUCCGGUUUGUCUCGUUUACGCUGGCUUCUAGAAUCUACCUUGAAGUUUUCACUAAACUCUUCUUCAAGGCCUCCAACCGAUUUCUCUCCUUAUCAAAAAAUCUCAUGGGUUCUUGAAGCUUGGACCUCUGUCAAUAAUGCACAUGCAAGCAUUUCUAGUACUGUUCUUGAAAUGUGGUUUAAUUGGCACACAUCUUUGUGGAAGCAUCACUCGAAUCAUGAGAAGAAAAAUUCAAGCCAACAUGGCAAUGCAGAUUUGGUACCUGAUAUGCUUUUUCAGCCUGUGGCAACACUGGCUCUAGACAAGAUUCUGGGGAAUCCAAUUGGCAUCAAGGAUCUUAAUGCACAUAGCUUGAAACUUGGAGUGGCUUCCUGUAAUCUUUGGCUAAGUUCUCCACAUGUUGCUGAUUCCCGUAGUUUCUUUCUGUCAUCUGCUAGAUCUCUCUUUCAGCAGAUAAUACUUGCCCACGAGAAGUCCUUUGAAGCUGAUAAAUAUUCCUUGAUCAAAUCUAUAUUCUUUUCAGCUCAGCAAACGGAUGUGCGUGUGAUUAUAUCUCUUCUAGAAUCAUCAAACCACCAUGUUUUGAAGUCCUUAAUAAGUCCAUUUAUCAAGCCAUUGCUUCAUGCGCUAUAUGUCAAGAAUUCUACAGAUUCCUUGUUUGAUCUUGGGUGUGCUUGGCUACGUAUUGGGGGUUUACGUUAUCAUCUUCUACUAUGCUGUGAUGAUGUGGAUCCAGCUGUCAAGAAAAAUUUGAAAUAUUUUCAACUGACAGAGAGGAUUGCAUCACUUGAACUUGAUAUAGAAGUGCGUAAGGAGUGUGUCCAGCUGGCAGGAUGUUUCUCUUUGAGCGAGGCUGACAAGGAAAGAACAGAAUUACUAAACGAUCUAAAAGCUGAAAGAAACAGACUCCAAAAACAGGUUGUGUUUCGAUCUGAUCCUAGGAAAUUUAAGAAGCUGAGAUCCGAAUGUGAUGAAUUUAUGAAAUUGGUCGCAACACCAUUUGAUCUUUUAAAGAACAUUGGGAAUUUGAGUAUGCAACGGGUUGCUGACCAAGUGCAUAAUUGGCAGGAAACUGCAACACGUUUUGUGGAUCGAUUAUCCAAUGAAUACUCGGACCUAAGUGAUCAGUUUUUGGAUAGAGUUGGCCAGAAAGAUAUUGAUGUUGUUUUGGGGGCAAUUUAUUCGUUUAUGAGGUUCCCUAGGGGCAUAUCUGGAAAAGUUGAUUCUUGUGUAGACGACAGUUUCCAUGCCAAGCUUUCAUCCUUUGAUAAAGCCUUCCCUACUUACAUUGGGGAAGCUGACAUGGCCAUGGUGGAAACCUUGGUUACUUCUGCUAAAGACAAUAAUAGUGAUGAAGUGGCAUCUGCUUUGAAACUAAAAGCUUCAAUUCAUCAAAAUAUUCUUCAUCGCGUGUUGCAUUAUGUUGCCCAAGCCCAUUUUCUUGAUGAUGUAUCUUUUAAGCUCAUGGAUAGGAUGUUUGAUGAAUUUGCAAAUCUCUGGAUGAAAAUGAAGAUUCAAGUUAGAACCAAAGAAGAGCUUGAUUCAAAACAGUACAUAUUUAGACCUCGUGCUUUUGACAUUAAAAAUGUCAUUGAAAUGGACGUAUCUACCCUCGAAAGUUCGAUUGCCAAUGAAGCUUUCUCAGAGUGGCAGGAGUUGGCUUCAGAAGAAGCAUCUGUUGAAAGUGAAAAGAAAAAUACUGAAGAAGAGGAUGAAAUGUUAGAGAAAGAUUGGAGUCUACUGCUGGAAUCCGCAUUGAAUGACAUGAUCAAUGUCUAUACUACAGUAUUUGGCUCGACAGAUCUCCUUCAACCUGCUGGAUUUGUUCAAGUAGCUGAUUCUGAUAGGCUAGGUUCUUUCUCGGACUCUUAUGCCAUGGGUACAAGAGUAAUUAAAGAUAUGGAGGGCUUAUUAUGUUGGAAUUUGGACUCCAAGCUUAUUCCAGAACAUGUACUACGCCUUUCCUUGGAGCAUGAUCGGAAAUCAAUGUCAUCUCAUCUACCGAAAAAUUCUUACAAUUUCUACAAGGAUUCAAAUGCUUCCAUGUUGGCCAAGAUGGUGGAUCCAGUUAUGAAUCUUCAAAAUCGGAUUCGUCAUCUUCUAAGCGAAUGGGAUGAUCAUCCUGCUCUUCAGAAAAUUGUGGAUGUGAUUGAUAUGAUCUUGUCUAUACCUAUGAACACCCCUCUUGCUAAGGCUUUGUCAGCCUUGCAGUUCUUACUUAACAGGGUCCGGAACCUUCAAGAAACUGUUUCAAAGUUUCCCCUUUCUGAUCAGUUGGAUCCGAUUAUUGGUCUUGUGUCCUCAUGGCAAAAAUUGGAGUUUGAAUCAUGGCCUGCUUUACUUGAUGAAGUUCAAGCUGGAUUUGAUACUAAUGCUGCCCAGUUAUGGUUUCCACUGUACUCGGUUCUUAGGCAAAGUCAGUCUACAGAUACUGAUGACUAUAGUCAAUCCACCAUUGCGAGCUUGGACGAUUUUAUUCGGACUUCCAGCAUUGGUGAAUUCAGAAAGCGUCUUCAACUUGUCUCUGCUUUCCAUGGCCACAUCAGCACUGGCAUUAGUCAGGGAUCAAAUUUAAGUCGUGGCCAUGAGGACAAUGUGAGGAUUUUGUACAAUACAUUCGGAUUCCACAUUCAGUUUCUGCCUAUUAUUCUGGAGAGGUUAGCAGAUAACAGAAAGAGCAUUCAGGUGGAGUUGAGUGAACUCAUGAAGCUGUGUAAAUGGGAACGUAAUGAGUGGUUUAUGACAAUGGAAACAUCAAAACGGACACGUGAGAAAUUUAAGAAGUUGAUUCAGAAGUAUACUGAUGUUCUAAAGCAACCUGUGGUGCUUAUACUUACACAAGAAGCUGCUCGAAGUGGAAUAAAAACAAUAGCAGUUCAUACUUCUGCUUCAUUUAGCGAUUCUUUUGAGAAAUACAAGCAAGUUCUUGAUGUUUCUUGCAAUGAAACUCAGUUUAAAAACAAAAAGAGGUUCAUAUGGCCUUCCACUUGGAGAAAUAAAGUGGAUCUUGCAUUGGGAGAUAUACGUUUUGCAAAGUGUAUUAUAAACUCUGACUACCCAUGUGUCCCAUUGGAGGAAGCUCAAGGCAAUAUAGAUAUUGUGAGCAAGUUGAUAGGUUUAGAAUCAUUGAGUGGUGUUACUAAGGAAGAGUGGAGACAAGUGAGGCACACAUUUAAAAAGAUCAGCACAAAUCUUGUUUAUUGUGGAGAACUUUGGAAGGAUGAAAAAAAGAAGAGUUUAGGAAAGAGAAGGGCUCUCUCUGAACUACUAAAGAUGUUGGAUAGUUUUGGGUUGUCUAAGCAUAGAUCUACAUCCAUGGAGGAUAAAGCAUGGUCUCUCCAACCAUCAUAUGUGAUUGAGCAUUUGCUACUUAAUGAAAGUAGAUUACCCUCUGAGGACCUUGAUGUCAAAGCUUUAGAGAAGGUCCAAAAGCUUCCCAUGGAUAAUAAUAAUCUAGAAACGGACUGGAAAACACCAAAUGAAUACUUCUUCAAAAGCAUAUCUUCCCUAAACCAUCUUCGACAAGUCAGCGUAAACUUUCACAAAGAUUUUACAACUGAACAGGUUGGUAGGUCUAUUUCUUACCUUGAUCAUCUUGUUGAGAUACAAAAAUCUCAUAGAGCUGCAGCCUAUGACUUCUACAAUGGCUUGGAUCGCUUAAAGAAGCAAAGUGUUCCACUACAGAAUCUUUCCUCAAGCUCAUUUUCUCACAAUCAGGACAUCAUUUCCAAAUGCAUGUGGCGACAAAAGCAACUGUUUGAUGCUAUGUGUGAUACGUUAAACGAUGAAUGCUUGUUGCUAAAGACUGUUGAAAACAACCAUCUAAACAAUUGCUCAAAUGUUAGAGUGGGUGCUGGGCAAAUUCGUCUUUUCCUAGAGAAAUUUGUUCCUGAGUUCAAGAAAUCGAAGGAAUUGUUGGAUGGUUAUCUUUUUGGUGAUUGUGGUGGUGUAUUAAGCACUGAAGUUGUACUUCAUCCUCAUGGCAUCACCAAGCAAAUGGAACAGUUUGUCCAACAAAACCUUUUGUUAGUUAAGGAUUUUAAGGAGCAAUUAAACGCUAUUCGUAAGCAGGAUGUGACUUCAGGAUUAGCUAAAGAUGUUCUUCUUGACCAUUUUGAGGAGAUCUUCGCCAAGGGUAACCUGUUAGAUGAAUACUAUAAUUCUGCUAUGGAAGCAAGGGUUCACAUUCAAGAUGUCGAUGAUGUUUCGAAAGCUGAAACUGAGUUCACCGAGUCCCUUAGGAAAACAUGCAAACAUAUUGUUGAUGGUUUUGAUCGAGUCAACUCGGUGAAUAACAAUCUUGAUUCUACGGAAGAUUACUUGGGAAAUAUCAAUACAUGGCAAACUUUGUUUGCUUCUAGAGUAGAGAAUCUCCAGUUGAACUGCAUACAUGAUGAAUUAGUGAAAACACUCGAGUUUGCUGGACAACUUGUGGACCUCUAUGGGAAUGGAGAGACGAAUGUAUGUAUUGUUGAGGCACAACUGAAGCAUCUAUAUUCACUAUUGGACCUAAUGAUAACCUUUGGCAAUGGUCUUCUUAAGGACUUUAUGGUGGCUAACAGAACUUUGUCUAUGGUUACUCAUGCUCUUGCGGAGAUUUUUGCUUCAUUAUACUCCCAAGGUUUUGGAGGCCCCACAGAAACCCAAGAGGAAGAAAAUGGUGGUGAUGAUACAAAAGAUACUACUGGAACUGGUAUGGGUGAGGGUGCUGGGAUUAAAGAUGUCAGUGAACAGAUAGAAGAUGAAGAUCAACUACUUGGAACUGAAAAGGGUGAAGAACUAGAUGCCUCGAAUGAUGAUCCAAGUAAAAAUGAUAAAGGCAUAGAAAUGGAACAGGAUUUCACAGCUGACACAUUCAGUGUUAGUGAGGAUUCAAGUGAUGAUGAGAACGAUGAUGAAAACGAAGAGCCACAGCUGGAUUCUGCCAUGGGAGAGACUGGAGAUGACAGUGAAGUUGUUGAUGAGAAGCUUCGUGAUAAUAAAGAUGAUGAAGAUGUCGAAAAUGAAAAGAAGAAUGAGAAAUAUGAAACUGGACCUUCUGUUAAGGACAAUGAUGAGAGUGGAAGAGAGCUUAGAGCUAAGGAAGAUGAGGAUGAUGAUGUCAACAAUGGUGAUGAUGAGCCUGGAGAAUUAGAUCCUGAUGAAUCCAACAAAAAGAAGGAUGAAAAUGACGAUAACGUCCCUGAUGAUACUGAUGAGGUUGAAGAUAUGAAUAUAGAUAAAGACGAAGCAUUUUCUGAACCUACAGGUCUAAAACCAGAUGAAACUAAUGUCAAUUCUGAUGAAGAUAUUGACAUGGAUCAACAAGAGAGAGAUGAUGAUCAGAAUGAAGAUGGUGAAACGGAAACAGUUGAUGAGUCAGAUGAGAUCAACAAUGGUGAAGAUGAAAACACAAAUUCAGUUGAAGAAAAUGCUGACAUGGAUGCUGAAGAAGAAAACCAAGAAAAGAAUGGCGAUGCUGACGUGGAUGAACAAAAGAAAGAUGCCAACAGUACACCUGUCACCACUGAUUUUGGCAAUGAAAUCCAACCAAACGCAGACUCUGCCACUCAGGCAAACGGAGGGUCAAACGGGGCAUCCAUGGGAGAUGUUGCACCAGAAGCCACAUGGUUAAACAGCAAUGAUAUGCAAAGUGACAUGGCGCCUAUACGCGGUUUACCUAACUCUUCAGAAAACGAAGUCACUGUAGCUGAUUCUUCAAAAGGCGGGAAACUAAAUGAUGAACAUAUAAGUCAACUGCCAGAGGUUGACCCUUCAUCUAGUCAAAAAAGUCAACCGAACCCGUUUCGUAACAUUGGCGAUGCACUUGAUGGGUGGAAAGAAAGGGCAAAAGUGUCAAUUGACUUGGAAGAAAAGAAGGAUGAAGCCAUGGAUGAUGAAAAUGCAGAUAUAGAUGCAGACGAAUACGGGUUUACUUCCGGGUUGGAAAAAGGAUCCGCUCAAGCGCUGGGACCCGCAACCGCAGACCAAAUUGAUAAAAACAUGGAUGGAAAAGAACCCAAUGAUGGAAAAAACACAGAUGGGGAGGUUACAGACAAGAAAGAUGAUUCUGAAAUGGAGAUCGAAGAAGAACAGCAUGUUGAUUCAGCUCGACCCAUCAAGAAUCUUUUAAGCAUUGGGAAUAUUAUAAAUGAGAAAACACAAGUUGAAGAAACCGAGAUUCCAGAUGAAACCCUAGAAGUUGAUAGCCAUGGUGAACAUGAUGACAGUAGGGAAACAGAGAGUUCGGUGGUUAUGAAAAGAUCUUAUAUGACAGAAGGCAUAAAUCAACUCAGUAAACUUUGUGUUGGAGAUGAUGAUAUGGGGAUUGCACAUGAACUCAAAGAUGUUUCUCAUGAUAUGAAAGAUUCUGCCACUGCUUUAUGGAGAAAAUAUGAACUGCAGACAACAAGAUUGUCACAGGAGUUGGCUGAACAGUUGCGUUUGGUGAUGGAACCUACUCUUGCUAGCAAGCUUCAAGGGGAUUAUAAAACCGGAAAACGAAUCAACAUGAAAAAGGUGAUUCCAUACAUUGCGAGUCAUUAUAGGAAAGAUAAAAUAUGGUUGAGGCGAACACGACCUAACAAACGAAACUAUCAAGUCAUGAUUGCUGUGGAUGAUUCCCGCAGCAUGUCAGAGAACAACUGUGGGAAUGUUGCUAUUGAAGCUUUGGUCACUGUUUGUCGUGCCAUGUCUCAAUUGGAAGUUGGGAAUUUAGCAGUUGCAAGUUUUGGGAAAAAGGGAAAUAUUCAAUUGUUACACGACUUUGAUCACCCCUUCACUGGUGAAUCUGGAGUCAAGAUGCUUUCGAGUCUGACAUUCAAGCAAGAGAACACGAUAGAGGAUGAGCCCAUGGCUGAUUUACUGAAAUACAUAAACAACACGUUGGAUUCUGCUGUAAUGAAUGCAAGAUUGCCAUCUGGACAAAAUCCAUUAGAGCAGCUUGUUUUGAUCAUAGCUGAUGGCCUUUUCCAUGAGAAGGAGAAGCUCAAGCGUUGUGUUAGAGAUCUUUUGAGCAAAAAACGAAUGGUUGCUUUUCUCAUUUUGGAUAACAACCCAGCCGAAUCAAUAACACAAGUUCUGGAAGCGACAUUUGAAGAUGGGAAGCUGGAGACAGGUAAAUACAUGGAUUCUUUCCCGUUCCCAUAUUUUGUCAUCUUGAAGGAUAUCGAAACUCUUCCAAGAACUCUUGCUGAUUUAUUAAGACAAUGGUUUGAGCUUAUGCAACAUUCGGGAGCUUAAAUAUUUUGCUUGGAGGGCCCUUGCACUUGAAGUUUCUUUAUAGCUUUGUGAAACUUAGAGAAAGAAAUGUAGGUAUGGUUUUGAAAAUGGUGUGGGAAGAAAAACAUGCAGAGUUUGUCUUUUAGAAAGACAAUUUGUUGUGUUUUAAAGCUUUUCCUCAUCUGAAAUUUUGUAUUCGUUAUUAUAUAUAUGAAAAGACUACAAGAGC
This is a messenger RNA of Lactuca saligna, 8695 nucleotides long. The record is from the annotation of a GenBank genome assembly. Lineage: Eukaryota; Viridiplantae; Streptophyta; Magnoliopsida; Asterales; Asteraceae.